Sycon ciliatum is the source of this 1899-nucleotide messenger RNA. RefSeq names its product CUB and sushi domain-containing protein 3-like. Lineage: Eukaryota; Metazoa; Porifera; Calcarea; Leucosolenida; Sycettidae. The transcript has 12 exons. Bases 1 to 1899 code for a protein of 632 amino acids. The record is from RefSeq and is a predicted model, not a curated record.
AUGACGCCUUGUGCCUCCGAGAACUCCGCACCAUCCACGCACUUUGUCAAUUGUACUGUACCAACUGUCACCCAUGGCCGUGGUGACAAGAAAGUUGUGUCAUACCUUCAACAAGUGAAUUACAAAUGUGACACUGGUUAUAGUAUAAAUGGAUCUGAAGGAGCAACUUGCAGUGAGAAUGGAAAUUUGACAGAGCUGAAGCCUGUGUGCAACAUUGUAAAUUGCACAGUGCCAACACUCAUGAAUGGCAAUGCAGACAAGACAAUGGUGUCCUAUCUUCAGAGUGUGAAUUACACGUGUAAUACUGGUUAUAGAAUGAAUGGAUCUGCAACAGCAAUGUGCAGUGCUGAUGGAACUCUACAAAUACCUACUUGCAACGUUGUCAAUUGCACAGUGCCAACUGUCGCCCAUGGCCGUGGUGACAAGAAAGUUCUGUCAUACCUUCAACAAGUGAAUUACACAUGUGACACGGGUUACAGUGUAAAUGGAUCUGAAGCAGCAACUUGCAGGGCAACUGGAACUUUGACGGAGCAAAAGCCUACCUGCAACAUUGUAAAUUGCACAGUGCCAACACUCAUGAAUGGCAAUGCAGACAAGACAAUGGUGUCCUAUCUUCAAAGUGUGAACUACACGUGUAAUACUGGUUAUAGAAUGAAUGGAUCUGCAACAGCAACUUGCAGUGCUGAUGGAAAUCUACAAAUGCCUACUUGCAACAUUGUCAAUUGUACUGUGCCAACUGUCGUCCAUGGCCGUGGUGACAAGAAAGUUCUGUCACACCUUCAACACGUGAAUUACACAUGUGACACUGGUUAUAGUAUUAAUGGAUCUGCAGCAGCAGCAACUUGCAAUGAGAAUGCAACUUUGACAGAGCUGAAACCUGUCUGCAACAUUGUAAAUUGUACAGCACCAACACUCCUACAUGGCAGUGCAGACAAGAAAACUGUGUCAUACCUUCAGCAUGUGAAUUACACAUGUAAUACUGGUUAUAGAAUGAAUGGAUCAGCAACAGCAACGUGCAGUGCUGAUGGAACUCUACAAUUGCCUACUUGCAACAUUGUAAACUGCACUGUGCCAACACUCAUGAACGGCAUUGCAGACAAGACAAUUGUGUCCUAUCUUCAGAGUGUGAAUUACACGUGUAAUACUGGUUAUAGAAUGAAUGGAUCUGCAACACCAAUGUGCAGUGCCGAUGGAUCUCUACAAAUGCCUUCUUGCAACAUUGUCAACUGUACUGUGCCGACUGUCGCCCGUGGCCGUGGUGACAAGAAAGUUGUGUCAUACCUUCAACAAGUGAAUUACACAUGUGACACUGGUUAUAGUAUAAAUGGAUCCGAAGCAGCAACUUGUACUGAGAAUGGAACUUUGACAGAGCUGAAACCUGUCUGUAACAUUGUGAAUUGCACAGUGCCAACACUCAUGAAUGGCAAUGCGGACAAAACCUUGGUGUCCUAUCUUCAGAGUGUGAAUUACACGUGUAAUACUGGUUAUAGAAUGAAUGGAUCUGCAACAGCAAUGUGCAGUGCUGAUGGAACUCUACAAAUACCUACUUGCAACAUUGUAAAUUGCACAGUGCCAACACUCAUGAAUGGCAAUGCAAACAAGACAAUGGUGUCCUAUCUUCAGAGUGUGAACUACAUCUGUAAUACUGGUUAUAGAAUGAAUGGAUCUGCAACAGCAAUGUGCAGUGCUGAUGGAACUCUACAAAUGCCUACUUGCAACAUUGUAAAUUGCACAGUGCCAACACUCCUGAAUGGCAAUGCAGACGAGACAAUGGUGUCCUAUCUUCAGAGUGUGAACUACACGUGUAAUACUGGUUAUAGAAUGAAUGGAUCUGCAACAGCAAUGUGCAGUGCUGAUGGAACUCUACAAAUGCCUACUUGCAACAGUAAGUGCAACUGA